AUGGCGAAAAUCAAGAGGAACAACACUCGCGCCGCCCGGCGCGGCGCAUCGCCGAGCCUCGACCUGGAUAAAUCCCUGACAUCUUUGCCUCGAGCCGAAUCGCCAACCACCCACCGUCCCUCUCUCCUGGCUGAGCGUGCCAGCUCCGGCAUUCAAAAAAAGAGAAAAGAUAAGAAGAUGUCAAGAGCUCAGCGAUUGAGACAGCAGAAGGGCAUGGACAGAGCUGAGGCGGUCUUGGACCAGUUGGAAAUUAAGAAAGCUAAAAGUUUUGACCGAGCGAAGAACAUCAAGGCACGAAGUGCUGAUUGGAACGAUAUGAACCGAAAAUCAUCAACAUUCGCUGCUCUUCAACCUGACGAACCUGACGACGAUGGCGAUGAUGAUGCGAUGACCACCGAGAAAACCGAACCAUCCAACCCUUCAGCGAAUCCUUUUGUGGCAUCCGAACAGGCUACUGCAGACCCUGCCCCAGUUGACGAAGAUGAUGAAAUUCUCUGA
Molecule: messenger RNA, 498 nt
Organism: Penicillium macrosclerotiorum
Lineage: Eukaryota; Fungi; Ascomycota; Eurotiomycetes; Eurotiales; Aspergillaceae
Product: Alb1 domain-containing protein
Exons: 3
Coding region: 1-498 (165 amino acids)
Biological process (GO): ribosomal large subunit export from nucleus
Cellular component (GO): nucleolus; preribosome, large subunit precursor
Source: RefSeq, a predicted model, not a curated record